UGAACCUGCAAAAAAGGAUUAGUGGUGAGAGCAAGAGAAGUUCUCGUCAGAUUGGAUUGUGAUGAAGAAGGUCAUCUCAGUGAGCAGCAGAAGAGAAAACGACAUGACAGAGCCCAGAAGUAAAGGUUGUGCUGCUGCCCCUCCCCCACUCCACCCACCCCAACAUGUAGGUGCUGCACCGAGAGGAGUUGGAAAGGCAGCACACAGUCUCGCAACAGUGGGUAGCCCCGGAAGAAGAGGGCAGCGCAACAGAGCUCAUGAGGCUUGUGUUCCGAACUCCAUCACUUGCUCCGCCCUUUCUGCCACUAAACAACGCGACAUGGCAGAUUCCUAAUCAUCCUUCUCCCCCCACAGGAAACACCCAUCAUUGUCCUCCAAGCAUCCCUUUCAGCGGAGGGGAGCCGCGCAUUUAAGCCAUGCCAUCGCCGCCUCCUCCCAUCUCACUCACUCCGUCCUCCAGCACCAUGAGGCCCUGCUCCAACUCCGUCACCAACUUCUUCUCCUUCCUCUCCGGUGGCCUCGAUGAGCUCGACCGAUGCUUCGCGUCGAAUGCCUUCAUGUCGCUCCAGUCCUUGCAGCGCGCCGUCGCCCUCCUUCGGUCCCUUCACUCCCGACUCAUCGGCCUGGUGCAGAAGCUCCACUUGCCCGCCGGUGAGAGGUGGCUGGACGAGUACAUGGAUGAAAGCUCCCGCCUUUGGGACGUUUGCCAUGUGAUCAAGCUCGGCAUCUCGGGCAUGGAGAACUACAACUCCCGCGGAGCAGACAUGGUCGCCUCCCUCGAAGAGUGGCGCCGGAAUCCCACUCCUCGCCUCGCCCUGCAGGUGAUGCGAGCGAUCUCUGUUUGCCGGAGGGAAGCCAUGAGAUUGGACGAGGAGAACAGGGUGUUGGUGGAGACCAAAAUCGAACCAGCUUCACUUCGGUUCGACGACGAGAGAGCGUUCACGGAAUCCAGGCUCCACGGAUUCAAUGGCUUCAGAGGAGUUCUUUACGCGCUGAGGAACGUGAGCUCGCUCCUCUUGCUGAUCCUGCUGUGGGGAUCGGUCCACUGUUGUCCAGAACAAGGUGUCUCCGAAGAAUCGACAUUCUUGAGCUCGGGGUACGCUGUUUCAGUGGGCAGGCUGCGACGGAGGCUGGUCGGGGAGGUGGAAGAACUCGGCGGCCGACCCGGGAUUCUCAUGCACGAGUUCCGGGCGGCGAGGGCGGCGGCCGAGGAACUGAGAGAAGAGAUGGAGAAGGCGGGGACGGAGGGAGGCGACACAGGGGCCACGGCAGGGAAGCUGAAGGAGAAGGUGGAGGGAUUGAAGGGGUGGCUGGGGACGCUGAGAUCUGGAACUGAGAAUCUUGUGGCGCAGCUGGAUGACUUGUUUGAUGAAAUUGUGGAGGGCAGGAAGGAGCUAUUGGACAUCUGCAGCCACCAGUGAGCUGAAGGUAGGCAGAAGCAGCAACAAGAAGAGGUCAGAGGAAGGAGAAUUCCGGUGAUCAGCUUCUUCUUCUUCUUCUUCUUCGUCUUCUUCUUCUUCUAGCUUUGUUUGUUUGUAGCAGCUAUUGUUCCAUUAGUAUACAAACAAUACCAUUACCAGUCUUCUUCCAUGCAAACAGAAGCAGGAUCACAGUAAAAACAACUCGAGAGACACCAUGGUGAGUGAGAGAGUUUGAUUGUGUGCAUCAUGUUAUAGCAACGAAGGGAUCUUUUCUUCUUA
Messenger RNA from Musa acuminata subsp. malaccensis (wild Malaysian banana), 1700 nucleotides. RefSeq lists its product as uncharacterized. NCBI's taxonomy places the organism in Eukaryota, Viridiplantae, Streptophyta, Magnoliopsida, Zingiberales, Musaceae. The record is from RefSeq and is a predicted model, not a curated record.